This is a messenger RNA of Symbiodinium natans, 3165 nucleotides long. NCBI's taxonomy places the organism in Eukaryota, Dinophyceae, Suessiales, Symbiodiniaceae. The record is from the annotation of a GenBank genome assembly.
AUGUGGAGCAAGCUUCUCGUCAUCGGGGCUCUUUGCAAGGCUGUGCAUGGAGGAGAGUGCCAGAGGGGCCAGGGACAAGAGCAGUGCAACUCGGGCAACGCUGGCCCGACAUUGCUGCAGUAUGGGUCUCGCGUCCGCCAGCCAGAGGUUGUGUCGACGGACACUGUGGUGCCAGCUUGCGCGCCCUUCGAGGAGUGGCCCCACGUCGACAACGGUGUAACCUGCGGGGCCGGCAGCUGUCGUGCCCUAGUGGAGACCGGACCAUAUGGAGGUGUUUGUGACGUGUACUGCGCAAGCUUUGGCCACAAAUGCGUGGCGGCGGCAGAGGAAAAGGCAGAAACCUGCGAAGUUCUGGAGCAGAAGAGGUGCGACGAAGAAAUCGCUGGAACCAGUGACAUGCUCUGCACCUGCAAGCGGAGCGAGGAGGUGUGCUGGGAUGGAGUCGGAGGAUUGGUGGAUGACGAAGGAAAUGAAGUUGGCCAGUUGGAAGCCGCAACUCUGGAAGAAUGCGAGAGCAGCUGCAAUGCAGACGAUGCAUGCAAAAGCAUCACGUUUUGCCAGAAAUGGGGGACUUGCUUUCUCAAGGACCGAAGCCUUUCUGGAAUGGAAGACGCGAGCAGAAACGAUGCCUGCAACACCUACUUCAAGAAGCCGUGCGGAAGUACGCCAGUUUCUCGCCCACCAUGGUCAGGUGGGGGUGGCGGGGGCCAGCCGUUGCGUGUGAUGGUGGUGUCAUACAACCUGUACUGGUGGAAUGCCUUCGGUCAGAAUCCUUGGAAGAGCGACCACAUCAUUGACAACAUCAAAAAUAACCUGAAGCCAGAUUCAAUUGGGUUGCAGGAGUGCGAUGAGCCCGGCACGAUCCGAGACCGGACAGGCCUCGAGCGAGCCUCGCAAUUCGAUGGUGCCCAGGGGAUCAUGGUGAAGCCAGGCCUCUUUGCGAAAGGCAGCUCUGGCUCAAGGGACAUCCAGGCCACCGGCAAAUGGGGCCCGCGCUACGUGACAUGGGUGGAGUUGACAGAUCCACAGAGUGGCCGGACUUUCUGGCAUUUCAACACUCACUGGUGUGUGCAUAAUGGCAAUGGUAGGGUGUGCGACGAAAAUGUUCGAUACCGUGGCGCACAAAACAUGCUCAACGUUAUCAAGGAGAAGGCCGGUGACCUGCCGGUAGUCAUCACCGGAGACUUCAAUGCCAGGCUGAAUGAAAAGGGUCCGCAGCACUUCCUCGCGAAUGGUUUCCAACUGGCUGAGAAUGCUUGGGUGGAUUGCAUCUUCUACUCGCACCACUGGGAGCUGCGCAGACACGGUACUGGUGAUGCGUCACAUAGCGACCACCGCCCCAUCUUUGCGGAGUUGCAGCUCAAAUGUGCUCAGAAGCUCCCCAAGCCACCCAACUUGCUUGCAAGGGCCCAACAGGUAGCCUGGUUCGACUACCUACGCCCGUCGCUGGAGUGGCGACGAAAAUGCGCUCGACUGGAGGAGGAGUUGGCAGCCUUGCAGAAGGAGAAUGCAUUGCUGGCAUCAGAUGCGAAGUGGUGGGAGGCCAAAUGUUCUGAGCUCGAGGAUUAUCUUCGUUACAAUUGGGACUGGUGGCGUGCGAAGGCCAUACGUCUCUCCUCUCCGUUGACAAAGUACACGGAGGAGUUAUCGGAGCCGCAGUCAGAAGGCUUUGAUUGGAAGUGGUACCCGACAUCAUGCCCUUGCUGUAGACGGCCGCUGGACAUAACUGUGUCUGCGGGCACCUCUUACAAGACAUGGGAUAAGUGGGAUACGUGGGAUACGUGGGAGCACGGUGAACAGCACGCGCCUCGUUGUGCUUACGUCUGCGUGGUUUGGGGUGCCAAUGCCGGCUACGCCUUGGGCGCCGCGGUGCUUGGCACGAGACUCCAGGAGCUACAAGCAGAGCAAGGCGGAGCGGCCGACCUGAUUCUGAUGCACACAGAUGACGUGCCCCAGAACUAUUUGGAAGAGCUUUCAAAGAUCUGGAAGCUCCAAAGCACGGAGUACAUCGACGGCGUCCCGGCGCUUUACACUACAAAGGGCACACGCUUCGAUGGAGUCUUCACCAAGCUCAGUGCGUGGAAGCUUGUUGAAUAUGACAAAGUCAUGCUCUUGGACAUUGACACGCUCCCGCUGAAGCCACUUGGCGCUCUCUUUGACCUCGAGCCGCCAGCGGCACUUGUCCGGGGGAGCUGUAACUUAGAGCACGGAGCAUUGGUGGACGGCCGCUCCUUCUUCAGCGAGGGUGGCUGGGAGCCGGGUGGUUGGCUUCAGUCCGGAGGCAUCAACGCCGGGGUGAUCCUGUUGCGGCCUUCCCAAGCAACCUUCGAGCAGAUGCUCAGCGAGGUCACCUCGGAGCAUCACCCUGCUCACAUCGCCGGCAACGGCCCAGAGCAGGAUUACCUCACGCGCUUCUUCGCCGCAGAUCUCCAGCAGCCUUGGCGGCACAUCGACGUUUCAUACAACUUCCAGCUGCACCACAUACCUUUCGCCCUGGAACAGGUGGUGCGAUACCGAAAUCAGCUUUGCGAGUCCCAGCGUGAAGAUUCAGACUGGCUUCCUCCCCGACUGACGAUCAAUGCGGAGGACAUCAAGCUGAUCCACUUCAGCGGCGAGUUGAAGUACUGGCACAUGCUGCUCUGCGAUGAGACAGAGGUUGAGUUUAGUGUGGAGAGGUUUGCGGAGAAGAUGUUGGCAGAGUUCGCAUCUUAUGGAGCCUGGGUCACUGGAGAAGAGGACUGUGAAGAGUAUGGAGCCUGUCGCUGUGACGGCCGCAUCGUUCUCCUGAGCGACCCGAAGAAAGACAUAACGGACUUGGUGGCUCGAGCUUUUCAGCACGUGCGGGACAUUUGCGUUACGUCAUGUGCGGCGUGGCACAGCUGUGCCCUUCGGCUUCUGGAGCGGCAGCCAGGCCUCCUCCGAAAGCUGGAGCAUCCAAGCGUGCCGCCGGGUUCUGCGCUGCCUGGAGCCGAAGUGGAGGUGCUGUGGCCACGGGAAGGCGAGGCCUGGCGCAAGAGGUGGCAUCCAGCUCGAGUGCUUGGUGUGCAUUCCGAUGGAAGCUACACGGUGCACUACUACACGGAGGAUAAGGGCUGGUCCUCGUGUAUGGAGCGAAAUGUUGAUGCCGCGCGUGUGAAAUGGGAGCCUGGGGGCUCCAUGAAUUGA